GCGGCCGGCCAAAUGCCCAAGUCGAAUAGGGGAGAAGCACCCACUCACUCACUCAAACCCUAUGCCGACCCUCCCCAUUCCAUCAUGACGCGUAUUUGCCGGGACAUGCAUCACUGUGCAUCCACUGCACCCGUGCUGCACAACCGCGUAACCAGACCGAGGGGUUCUUCUCGCCGACUUGGCGAAAUGUACCUGGUAGACAACGACUCUGUAUAAGAGACGAUAGAGAAGAUAUGUCGACUGCACCAUCCGCUCGCUUUUCCUUCGCUCGGAGUGGGGUACCGCAGAAUAUUGGUCAUAGAGGUUACAAAGCCCUCUACCCCGAAAACACCCUUCUCGCAAUGCGUGAAGCAAUCCGCGCCGGCGCCUCCGCAAUCGAGACGGAUAUCCACCUCUCCAAAGAUGGGACUGUGGUGAUUUGCCACGAUCCCUCUGUUGACCGAGUUUUUGAUGGAGAGGGUUUGGUGGCGGCUAAAACGGAUGAGGAGUUAAGGCGGUUGAGGACGAAGAAGGCGCCGCAUGAGGGGAUGCCGACGUUGAGGGAUGUGUUGAAGAUGGUUACGUCGGAGAAGGAGUACGAAGAUGUGUGGUUGCUGCUCGAUACGAAGAUGGACAACCCCAAAUCCGUUAUCGAAAAGAUCGGCGAUACGCUGAAAAGCGUCAACCCCUCCAUGACCUAUUGGUCCUCCCGCAUCCUCCUCGGCAUCUGGCACCCGAAAUUCCUUCCUGCUUGCGCGACACACUUACCCGAACUUCCCAUCACCAAUAUCUCCCUCACACUUUCCAUCACGAACAAAUAUUUCCCCCUCCACCAUCCGCAAAUAUCCGCAUACAACAUCCUUCUUCCCGCACUCUCCGGACUUGCCGGCCAGAAGUUCGUGAGGGAUGCGCAGGACGCAGGGAAGAGCGUUUGUGUUUGGACGGUGAAUGAUGAGAAGUGGAUGAGAUGGGCACGUAAAUUGGGGGUCGAUGGUGUCAUUACGGAUGACGUUGCGCAGUUCAAGCAAAUUGAGGGAGAGGAUGAAAAGGAGAGUGACGGGGUGUUGAUGGGACCGGAAGAGUGGAAGUGGAAGGCAUGGGGGAAGGUUAAGUUCUGGGAGUAUUUUGCAUGGGGUUUCGGGUAUUAUAGGUUGUGGCAGUUCAGGGAUCGUGGGGUGUGAAGGGUACACCAACCUAUCACCAGAUAAAGAAAGGGCACAAUCGUCUUGACCCCCUC
Messenger RNA from Saitoella complicata NRRL Y-17804, 1216 nucleotides. Its product is annotated as PLC-like phosphodiesterase. Gene Ontology annotation, molecular function: phosphoric diester hydrolase activity. The coding region runs from base 234 to 1160 and encodes 308 amino acids. The transcript is spliced from 4 exons. The record is from RefSeq and is a predicted model, not a curated record. NCBI's taxonomy places the organism in Eukaryota, Fungi, Ascomycota, Saitoellomycetes, Saitoellales, Saitoellaceae. Gene Ontology annotation, biological process: lipid metabolic process.